AUGCACAGAAGACCUUCCCUGAACACCGCAGUCGUGUUUCGGGCGCCCUCUUGGAAUCGCGUUGAUUCCUGGGGCCGCGCCGACGGGAGCCCGACGAGCCAGGUCUCCACCCCGGUGAUCCCUUGGAAUCCUCGCGACGAGGUUAUUCGGCGAUUCUCCGACCCGGCCAAGGACGAGGAUAUCCAGGCCACCGGGUCAAGUUAUGAGAAGGCCGAGACGGCUUACGCAAAAGCUGUCAAGUCAUUACAGACACUCCUUACGAACGAAGGUGGUACUGCCAUAACCACUACUCAAAAUGGCAAACUUGAACUCUACCAGGUUGCCAAGCAGAUCCAAGAAAGCAAGGAGGGUAUAUUGGACAAGAAAAAGAUGUCACGAUUCGUCAAAUCGCUAGAUCAUUACCAGGGGGUCUUCGACAUACUCUCUCAAGCCGACUUCUCAGGUUUGCCCCUGAUUUGGGGCGGUCUGAAGCUGAUUCUGCUCAUGUCGAAAACGAGUUCCGAUGCACUGUCCAAGGUGUUCGAAGUGAUCAUCGACAUUGGGCGGAGCUUGGAGAGAAUCAGAGCAUACGUCAAGCUAUACCCUAUUCCCCGGAUGACCGAGUUCACGACCGAUCUCUACGAAGCGAUUGCCGAGUUUCUGGAGAAAGUCAUCAGGGAUUCCAAGAAGAGCGCUCUGAAACGGGCAAUGUCGGACUUUUUGCAGCCAUUUGAAGUCCGUUACGGAGAUCUCCUGACGAAGAUGAAGAAGAUACAGGAGGAAAUAAAGGAAGACGCGAAUGUGUGUCUGCACGUCAGACACGCGAUGACGAGCCACUCACUCGCCCGGUACCAACGAGAUCUCCCGAUGCAGAAACAGCAAAUGUACCAAGCCUUCAAAUCCAUGGCCGAAGACCCGUCCGCUGAGAUCUUCAACGCAAUCAGGAAGAACCUCUUCCACCAGUUCGAAGUCCAGGUGGGAUACCACCAGGAGCUGGAGUCCAUCUACAAGACGACGACCUCGAAGGCGUGGGUGGAGUGGUUCAAGAUGGAGCAGAAGUACGUGCCGUCGGGCUACUCGCACGAGACGAGGGUGGUCCAGGCCGAGUGCGACGCCCCGGACCCCCAGCAUGCGCUGGUCUGGAAGAAGCAGCAACGCACCUUCGCGUCCCACGUGCCGUCCGCCUACCUGAUAUGGACCCGCGGCAUGACGGCGCGGUCGGCCAUCGCCUCGCUCAUCGACCAGAUUCUUUUCCAGAAGACGCAGGUCAUGGUCGAGGCCGGGCUGGACCUGGAGCAGUUCAGGGAGGCCAACGACUCGCCCCGCGCGCUGUGGAAGUUCUUCCUAUAUCUGGUCACCGUCCUCGGCGGGUGUAUGGUCUACAUCACGAUCGGCUCCGUGGGAGACGACGAGGCUGCUGUUGUUGGGAAGUUCGUGGCCAUGGCGAAGACUUGGAAAGGGCCGCCUAUUAACGUUACUCUGAUCCAUCCGUUCAGUGAUGAGUUCGCGAAGGCAGAUGAUGUUAUUAACCUGGACGAUAAGUACGACGUUCAUCCUUCGCUGACCACAACGGACGCAAUGCACCAUGUCCUAGUCCUGGAGCUCAACGAACGAAAGAGGGUUUCCGAGACGAUUCAGAGUCUGCUGUGGGAGACCGUUUGGAGGGAGGUCCGGUACGCUGUCAUCGGCAUCGCUUUCAACCAGGUGCUGGAACACAUAAGUCUUGCGGCGGAUGUAGUCGCAGACAAAGCGAGAAAACAAGACGGACCAUCCGAGGAACAGGAAGCACUCCCGGAUCAUAGAGGACGGAGGGCGAAGAAGUUCACCGACGCCGACAAGGGACACUGGAAAGCGGCCGUGUCGGAGUGGACGAAACAUCGGUGGUCGAUGGACAUCCUGCGCGAGCAGAUCCAGCGCCACAUCGACAUCGUCGACAUACACCUCCCGCCAGAUAUCAAGACGGGCCUAAAGAAGAAGCUCGAGCUGCUGCUUCUCGCGCAGGACGACGGUUUCGAGACGCGGCACCUUUCCGAGGACCAGAGGAUGGCGAUCUGGGAUGGUUUGCAGUCGGCGAUCCGGCCCGGGACCGAGAAGAUGUUUUGUGGGCGGAUGGAGGCGCUGUUAGCUGCUGUCGUGGAGGAUUUCCGGCGGGAGGGGCCCGCGAAGGUGAAGGAGUUCUUUUUGUACGAUUUGAAGGAGUACUUUUCAAAGAACGGGCGUUGGAAUGAGACGUUCUCUGCGGAUAAGGAGUUAAUUGCGGGCGGUAUCACGAGGGCUGUUGAGGUUGGGUUUCGGGACUUGGUUGAGGCGCUGGCGUCAGGGGAACCUUCGACGCCGUAG
Colletotrichum karsti is the source of this 2319-nucleotide messenger RNA. RefSeq lists its product as uncharacterized. Lineage: Eukaryota; Fungi; Ascomycota; Sordariomycetes; Glomerellales; Glomerellaceae. The coding region runs from base 1 to 2319 and encodes 772 amino acids. The transcript has 5 exons. The record is from RefSeq and is a predicted model, not a curated record.